AUGGUAAAUAGUGCCAUUACGCGAGAAGAGCGUCCUAUUGUUUAUUUCGUGGACCCGACAGAGCAGAAUGCACCACUUCUUGAAUCAGUACAUCGAGGUGAAUUCAUAGCAUUACAUGGAUCACGAGCCUCUGGAAAGUCUACACGGGUGCUCCAACUUCAGGACCAGUUAAAUAAAAAAGGCUUUGUUUGCAUAUACGCAUCUUUUGAACAUGUCAACUUAGAAAAUAGUGUAGACGUUUUCUGGCAAACACUCGGCAUGGCACUUCAGUGUGAUGCACCUAAACUUUUUGGCCCUCUGAAAAACCUAUCAAUUAAAUCUGCAACCGAUUUUCUUAGCACUUUUCAUAGAACCCAAUGGAAGUUUUCGGAUACUGUCAUUCUGAUCGACGAGUUUGACAAAUUAUAUAGAGCGAAUGAUAAUGUUAAAUCCUCAUGUCUAGGAACUCUUCGUGGCAUUAAGGCAACAAAGGGAAAUUAUGCUAUUCGGUCUGUUGUUACCAUAGGAACCUUUAGCAUCCUGUAUCUAAGCUCGAAUAAUUUGACUACGUCACCAUUUAAUGUUAAUGAGCCGUUUCAGAAUCCAAACUUUACUUUGGAACAAGUGCAGUUCCUAUACGAACAGUUUGCGGAAGAGUACAACCUAAUCAUUGACAAGGAGAUUGUCGAGGAUAUAUAUAUACAAACAAACGGACAUGCUGGUCUUGUCUGCUUUUGCGGACGUGCGAUCUUUAGAAAAUUAUAUUCAAAACUAAAAAUAGUAAAUGGAAAAUUGCAUGUUAGUUUUGACAUAUGGGAACACUUUAGCAUGAUGUCGUUGGAUGACGAGAUAAUAGAGUACCAAACAUUUAUAAGGAUGAAGGAUGCCCUUCUAAUAGAUGAUCGUGAUACUAAGAGUGCUGUGAGUCUUUUCCGAUCCGAUUUUCUGGCGAGUUUCGGCCCUAUAUACGUCGCUGAAAAACAAAGGGAUUUGGCUCGGUUCCUUACAGCUGAAGGAGUUCUGAUUCCUGGAAAUGUUUCUGGGACGUUCGAGGUUUCCUCGCCAUUGGUACGCUGGUUGAUCCUUCAGCGAAUAAUUCCCCGCCUGUUUCCGACUUCACCUCAAAUGGAAGUCCCCUACCAUUCUUCUCCACGUACUCUGGACACAUUUAAUGUUUUAAAGCAGACAGUCCGUGUAUUCGACAAAGAAAUUAUAAAGUCACUCCGUUCUUUUAAGGUUGCUCAUGUGCUGGUGAACAAUGCCAAAAAUGAAAGAGUUCCCAGAGAAUCAGUGUAUGAUACAGAGCUUAACCGGAUCAUGACGAAUUGGCUUGGUGGAUUUAUGAUAACGGGACAAUGGCACCUAAAAUAUCGUGCCAGUGGACACAUGAAUAAUAAAUAUGUCGACAUAGUUAUAUCACGACCUGGUCAUCCAACAAUUGCCCUUGAACUUUUAGCUACAGCGACAAAAAAAGAGCUCGAGGAACACUAUGAACGGGCACUCCUAUACGACAAGAAAUUACCUGCAGAUGAAAUGUGGAUUAUUCAUUUCACAUGUGAAGAAAACGCUAUUUUGGAACCUUUCUGGCCCACCAAAUCUCAAUUGCAAAGGGGUCUUCGAGUAGUAUACCUUUGGCAUGACCUCGAAUUUACAAAAAUCCGUAUUAUUGCAUGUUGGUGGGAUGUGGAUAAUAAUAAGAAGCGCGUUACUGACGUUGAGGAAUUUAUG
Ambispora gerdemannii is the source of this 1707-nucleotide messenger RNA. The record is from the annotation of a GenBank genome assembly. Lineage: Eukaryota; Fungi; Glomeromycota; Glomeromycetes; Archaeosporales; Ambisporaceae.